This is a messenger RNA of Malaclemys terrapin pileata, 1701 nucleotides long. RefSeq names its product pyruvate dehydrogenase kinase 3 (gene PDK3). Lineage: Eukaryota; Metazoa; Chordata; Testudines; Emydidae. The record is from RefSeq and is a predicted model, not a curated record. The transcript has 11 exons. Bases 186 to 1406 code for a protein of 406 amino acids. Gene Ontology annotation, biological process: protein phosphorylation; regulation of glucose metabolic process. Gene Ontology annotation, cellular component: mitochondrion. Gene Ontology annotation, molecular function: pyruvate dehydrogenase (acetyl-transferring) kinase activity.
CACGCGCGUGUCUGGUGCUGUCGCCGGGCUCCCUCCCUCCCAGCAGCCGGCCCCCGUUGGCUGCCGGUGACAGGCGGAGCCGGCCUCGCUGCUGCCCGGCAUGAGGGGGGGCGGCUGCGCCGCGGCCCCCGCUCACUAGCCCGGCCGAGCCGCGCCGCGCAGGCGGGCCCGGGGAGCGGCGCACCAUGCGGCUGUGCGGGGCGCUGCUGAAGAGCCCCAUCCCCAAGCAGAUCGAGCACUACUCGCGCUUCUCCCCCUCGCCGCUCUCCAUCAAGCAGUUCCUGGACUUCGGACGUGAUAAUGCAUGUGAGAAAACAUCAUAUAUGUUCCUACGGAAAGAACUUCCUGUGCGGCUAGCUAAUACCAUGAGAGAAGUCAAUUUGCUGCCUGAUAACUUGCUAAACAGGCCUUCAGUUGGGCUAGUUCAGAGUUGGUACAUGCAAAGUUUCCUUGAGUUUUUAGAAUAUGAAAAUAAAAGCCCUGAGGAUCCUCAUAUUCUGGAUAACUUUUUAGAAGUUUUAAUUAAAGUAAGGAAUAGACACAAUGAUGUGGUUCCUACCAUGGCUCAAGGGGUGAUUGAGUACAAGGAAAAGUAUGGCUUUGAUCCGUUUGUUAGCAGUAACAUCCAGUAUUUUCUAGAUAGGUUCUACACCAACCGCAUCUCUUUCCGUAUGCUUAUUAACCAGCACACACUUCUUUUUGGUGGAGAUACUAAUCCUGCUCAUCCCAAGCAUAUUGGAAGUAUUGAUCCUACCUGUAAUGUGGCUGAGGUAGUAAAAGAUGCUUAUGAAACAGCUAAGAUGUUGUGUGAGCAGUACUAUCUGGUUGCACCAGAGUUGGAAGUUGAAGAAUUCAAUGCUAAAGCUCCAGACAAGCCUAUUCAAGUAGUCUAUGUACCCUCACAUCUGUUUCAUAUGCUAUUUGAGUUGUUCAAGAACUCAAUGAGAGCUACAGUGGAAUUACAUGAAGGUAGGAAAGAAGGCUAUCCAUCAAUUAAAACGUUAGUCACUUUGGGGAAAGAAGAUCUAUCCAUAAAGAUAAGUGAUCAAGGAGGUGGUGUCCCUCUGAGAAAAAUAGAUCGUCUGUUUAACUACAUGUACUCAACAGCACCCAGGCCUAGUUUGGAGCCAACAAGAGCUGCACCUUUGGCUGGAUUUGGGUAUGGUUUGCCAAUCUCUCGUCUUUAUGCUAGAUACUUUCAAGGAGAUCUCAAACUCUAUUCAAUGGAAGGCGUGGGUACUGAUGCUGUAAUUUAUUUGAAGGCUCUUUCAAGUGAAUCAUUUGAAAGACUUCCAGUUUUUAAUAAGUCAGCAUGGCGACACUACAAGACUACACCUGAAGCUGAUGACUGGAGCAAUCCUAGCAGUGAACCCAGGGAUGCAUCUAAAUACAAAGCUAAUCGAUAAUUUACCACCUUUGUCUCUCCCGAAGACGACUUCUGCAUUCAGUUUAAAGUCUAUGCUUUGUUCCAAAAUCCUCUGAACCAUAGUAGCCAAUUACUUCCAUACAAAGUCCUAUCAGGGCACUGAAAUUACAAAACCAAAGUGAUGUAUGAGACUUAAGAAAAGCACUAAGCAUUUUUGGGGUGGGUGGUGUUAUAACAACUUUACCAAAAUAUGCUUGGUUAGUUUGGUUUUAUAUUGACAAAUGAGAUUGCACUUAAGUACACAACUGUAUAGUGAAAGGGUAUUAUUUCUUAAU